AUGGAACACCCCCCUGCUUCCAAUAUGGAAGCCCAACUUGAACGACUAGCUCCAAAGAGCCAAGAGCUAUUUGCUUUUGAAUGGACAGACAUUGAUGGGGGUAUCAAUGGACAACUUACUUGGACGAGACUGCCGCAGGGAUUCAAAAAUUCUCCCACCCUGUUUGACGAAGCUCUACACGAAGACUUGGGUGAGUUCAGGCAAAAACAUCCCAACCUAACCUUGUUACAAUAUGUAGAUGAUCUCCUUAUAGCUGCAGAAAACCGGGAUGAAUGUAUCCAAGGAACAGAAAAUCUACUCCAGACACUGGGCACCUUGGGAUAUCGGGCGUCAGCAAAGAAAGCUCAAAUCUACAGACCCGAGGUAACGUACUUAGGCUAUCUCCUAAGGGAAGGUAAACGAUGGUUGACCCCAGCCCGCAAAGAAACUGUUUUAAGAAUCCCAAAACCCCAGUCCCCACGCCAAGUAAGGGAAUUCCUCGGGUCGGCUGGCUUCUGUCGACUCUGGAUUCCAGGGUUUGCGGAACUAGCAAAACCACUGUAUGAGGCCACAAAAGACAAGCAGCCUUUCAAUUGGACAACAGAAGCAGAUACAGCAUUCCAACAAAUCAAGGAUGCCCUAUUGUCAGCCCCAGCUCUGGGGCUUCCUGAUGUCGUUAAACCGUUCUCCCUCUAUAUAGAUGAAAGUAAAGGGAUAGCAAAAGGAGUCUUAACUCAAUACCUAGGCCCCUGGAGGAGACCAGUAGCAUACCUGUCAAAGAAACUGGAUCCAGUGGCUGUGGGCUGGCCCCCAUGCCUACGUAUGAUUGCAGCCACAGCCCUAAUGGUAAAAGAUGCUGAUAAAUUAACAAUGGGACAAGAAUUACAUGUGAUCACUCCACACGCUAUUGAAGGAAUCCUGAGACAACCUCCAGAUCGGUGGCUCAGUAAUGCUCGGCUCACACAUUAUCAGAGCCUAUUGCUUAAUCCUCUCAGAAUUAUUUUUCAGGCACCCUCAGCCCUCAACCCUGCUACAUUGCUUCCUGACCCUGACCUGGACUCACCUAUACAUGACUGCUCGGAAAUCCUAGCCCAGGUUCAUGGGCUUAGAGAAGACCUGCAAGAUCAUCCACUGUUUGAUACAGAUGCAGUAUGGUUCACAGAUGGGAGCAGCUUUCUACAUCAGGGUCAAAGGUAUGCGGGUGCAGCAGUAGUGACUGAGACAGAGGUAAUUUGGGCUGAGCCCCUACCAAUGGGCACCUCUGCCCAGAAGGCAGAACUGAUAGCCAUGACUAAGGCACUAACGUUGGGAAAAGACAAAAAAUUGACUGUAUACAUGGACAGUCGUUAUGCCUUUGCAACUGCCCAUAUCCAUGGGGCUAUCUACAGGGAAAGGGGAAUGCUGACUGCAGAAGGGAAAUCUAUUAAAAACAAGGAGGAAAUUGUGUCCCUGAUAGACGCCCUCUGGUUACCAAAAAAAUUGGCUAUCGUACACUGCCCUGGGCAUCAAAAACCAUCUGAUCCAGUAUCCAGGGGCAACUGCUUAGCAGACCAGGUGGCACGUAACGUAGCCCUCCAGAGAGACUUGAUCACGGUUGCUCAACUCCCAGACUCUGGCCCACGAACCCUCCCAAAAGACCCAACCUACACGGAAGAGGACUUAUCAUGGAUUCACCAACAACCACUAGCCCAAUGCUUAGAUGGAUGGUGGAAAGACUCUGAAAAUCGGAUAAUACUUCCAGAACUGAUGGGGCAAAAAGUGUUGUGCAGGCUCCACCGGACCACCCACAUGGGGACAAGGAAAUUACAGGACUUGGUGCUACAAGCAGGAAUAAAAAUUAAAGGUGUGCAAAAUAAGAUAGAACAAAUUGUCAAAAAUUGCAGAGUUUAUAAGUUAACAAAUGCUGGAUAUAGCAAGUGUGAAUCAGGAAAUAGAUUAAGGGGGGAUAGGCCAGGAGCAUAUUGGGAAGUUGAUUUCACUGAAGUAAAACCUGGAAGGUAUGGGUAUAAAUAUCUAUUAGUUUUUGUAGAUACUUUUUCAGGAUGGGUUGAAGCAUUCCCCACCAAGCGGGAAACGGCACAGACAGUGGCUAAAAAGAUCUUAGAGGACCUCCUGCCAAGGUAUGGAUUUCCUGUGACUGCAGCUCCAGUUUUUGGAGUCACCAACUUUAGCCCAUAUCAGCCUUAUGAAAUCACCUGGGAGAUAUCAAACCCAACGGCAAAAGUUCCCAGCUUGACUGUGACUGAACACCACCCUUUAUGGACAUGGUGGCCUGAACUGCAAGUAGACCUUUGCACUUUAGCAAAUGGGGCUUUUUCAGUGGGAACAGGCACUAUCAGUGUUGACGAAGGAUUACAUCUAAGUAAGCGGGCCCUUACAGAUACAGUUAGUGGGAAAACAAGAAACUUUAACUGUGCUCAUACCCAUGGGAGGGAAGAACUUCAACGCCUCCCCUUCUACGUAUGUCCUGGUUAUUCCCACCAGAAAGAAUGUGGAGGGGAGGAAUCUUAUUUCUGUGCUAAGUGGGGAUGUGAAACUACAGGGCAGGCUUAUUGGAUAAAAGCCUCUCGGGACCUGAUUGAAGUCAAGCGAGGAAAAAAAACAGUUUCAUGUAAUAAUAGGUGUAACCACCUCUCCAUCACCUUUACUGAUAAGGGAAGGCAGGAUAAACAGUGGAUGAGAACCCGAUCCUGGGGGUUGCGCCUGUAUGCUGAGGGACCUGAUAUGGGGAUAGUGUUCACUGUUCGGAUGGUUAUAAAGUUUUUCACCCAGCCCUUAGGGCCUAACCUUAUUUUACACCCUCCAGCCCAAAGAGUUCCAGUCAUUCCCCCCACUCGAGGUCCGAGAAUUAUUAAAUUAGUUACUAGCCUCCCAAAUACCCCACAACCGACCACCCACUCCUUAAGUACCCCCUACUUAAGAACUAACCAACCCCAUACACAGUCAAUUGUGGAUUCAAUUCUAACGGAAGCUCAUCCCCUUCUGAGCCUUUUGUCUCGGUCCUUCCUAGUGCUCAAUGCCACCUAUCCCAAUUGGACCAGGUCCUGCUGGCUCUGCUAUGACACUGUUCCCCCUUAUUAUGAGGGAGUAGCAGUGCAAGCGCAUGUUACUACCUCCACCAAGCUCCAGGAUUGCCGCUGGCGAUCUACACAGUCCCUAACCCUAGAACAAGUGUCAGGGCAAGGGCUCUGUUUAGGAGCAGUGCCCUAUGCCAGCUGA
Molecule: messenger RNA, 3198 nt
Organism: Sciurus carolinensis (gray squirrel)
Lineage: Eukaryota; Metazoa; Chordata; Mammalia; Rodentia; Sciuridae
Biological process (GO): DNA integration
Molecular function (GO): nucleic acid binding; RNA-DNA hybrid ribonuclease activity
Source: RefSeq, a predicted model, not a curated record